AUGCCGUGGGCUGUCCCAAUCAAACCUACUUCAACAUACCAGCAUGGGGUUGUCACACUGCAGAAUCCAACACGUCAUGAGAUUGAGGAUGGCCGUCCUUACACCCCGCAUCGACUGAACCAGGCGAUGUUCAGUGGUCAGCUUUUCGUGAGUGAUAAUCAAAGCAGCGAUCUUGUCAGAAAGAAGCCUGUACAUGUUGAGCAAGUCAAGGUUGAGGCAGAAAAGCUGUCUCCAAUACGAGUGGCCCAGAAAUCGGCAAACCACCAACCGCUCAACGUUGUGACAUUUUCCGUGGUGAUUGCCAUCAUUAUCACCUCAGAGACGGAUGCAGUGGCUCCAUGCAGAUUAAUUGGGAGUCAGUUCAGCCCCUCUAACGCACGUUGGCACGAUUUCGUGCUUCGAAUCGCGGCUAACGUCAGCAUCCUUACCAACGUAGAGGUCUUAAAGCAGCUCUGCUACGUCCUCAAGACCAAUUUGCCGGCUUGCAAAUGUCUGGGUCAUUCC
This is a messenger RNA of Mesocestoides corti, 504 nucleotides long. Lineage: Eukaryota; Metazoa; Platyhelminthes; Cestoda; Cyclophyllidea; Mesocestoididae. The record is from the annotation of a GenBank genome assembly.